This is a messenger RNA of Mus pahari (shrew mouse), 3595 nucleotides long. RefSeq names its product cytohesin 3 (gene Cyth3). Bases 176 to 1231 code for a protein of 351 amino acids. Gene Ontology annotation, molecular function: guanyl-nucleotide exchange factor activity. The record is from RefSeq and is a predicted model, not a curated record. Gene Ontology annotation, biological process: regulation of ARF protein signal transduction. The transcript has 13 exons. NCBI's taxonomy places the organism in Eukaryota, Metazoa, Chordata, Mammalia, Rodentia, Muridae.
AAUGAGAGUUGAAAGGGACUGCCUGUUCUUGACUGAACAUCUUGUCAUUUAGUCACCACUUCCAGUGCCUGAAGACCUGUCAUUAGAAGAGCGAGAAGAACUUUUGGACAUUCGUAGAAGAAAAAAGGAACUUAUUGAUGACAUUGAGAGGCUGAAAUAUGAAAUUGCAGAAGUGAUGACGGAGAUUGACAACCUGACUUCAGUGGAGGAGAGCAAAACUACUCAGAGGAACAAGCAAAUAGCCAUGGGAAGGAAGAAAUUCAACAUGGAUCCCAAAAAGGGCAUUCAGUUCCUAAUUGAGAACGACCUGCUGCAGAGCUCCCCAGAGGAUGUUGCCCAGUUUCUGUACAAAGGAGAGGGCCUGAACAAGACCGUCAUCGGAGACUACCUGGGUGAGAGGGAUGACUUUAAUAUCAAAGUCCUGCAGGCUUUUGUUGAGCUGCACGAGUUUGCUGAUCUCAACCUUGUCCAGGCCUUAAGGCAGUUCCUAUGGAGCUUCAGACUUCCUGGAGAGGCACAGAAGAUCGACCGCAUGAUGGAGGCCUUUGCAUCCCGAUACUGCCUGUGCAACCCUGGGGUCUUCCAGUCCACAGAUACAUGCUACGUGCUCUCCUUUGCCAUCAUCAUGCUCAACACCAGCUUGCACAACCACAACGUACGCGACAAGCCCACCGCCGAGCGCUUCAUCACCAUGAACCGAGGCAUCAACGAGGGUGGGGACCUUCCUGAGGAGCUGCUGAGGAACUUGUAUGAAAGUAUCAAGAAUGAGCCGUUUAAGAUCCCAGAAGACGAUGGCAAUGACCUGACGCACACGUUCUUCAACCCAGACCGAGAAGGCUGGCUGCUGAAGCUGGGGGGUCGUGUGAAGACCUGGAAACGGCGCUGGUUCAUCCUCACAGAUAAUUGCCUCUACUACUUUGAGUACACCACUGACAAGGAGCCCAGGGGGAUCAUCCCCCUAGAGAACCUCAGCAUCAGGGAGGUGGAGGACCCUCGGAAGCCGAACUGCUUUGAGCUGUAUAACCCCAGUCACAAAGGGCAAGUCAUCAAGGCCUGCAAGACAGAGGCCGAUGGCCGUGUGGUGGAGGGGAACCAUGUUGUGUACCGGAUCUCUGCCCCCAGCCCGGAGGAGAAGGAGGAGUGGAUGAAGUCCAUCAAAGCAAGCAUCAGUAGGGACCCGUUCUAUGACAUGUUGGCCACGAGGAAAAGGAGGAUCGCCAAUAAGAAAUAGGUAAAUGUCAGGAUCCAGACUCCAGCAGAUACACUGGCCUCACCAGCGGCAGGAAUGGGGGCAGUGUGGUGCCGGCGGGUCCUCCGGAACAGCCAGCCGAGGCCUGAGCCCUCAAGCCUGUGCUCUGGGACAUUGGUCAGCUGUGAGUGUCUCCUUCCUGCCACCGUCCUGGCAUUGGCCUUUGGGGACCCUUGUCCACAACAGCACCCGGUGAUACAGCCUCCAGAUCUGCACAGCCCACAUGGGACUCCUGUUCUGGAGCCAGAGCCUCAUCCACACCAUGCCACAUCUGCUCUUUGGGGCAACACUAGUCGCUGUUUUAUAUCAAAAUUGGAAAGGAAAACCUACCACUUUUUUAUUCAGAAUUUUUCUCAGAUAUAUAGGAUUAUAGCUUUUAUAUGCCUUUUUAUAUUCUGAAAAGUAUAAUGAAAGAUACGUAAUUUCUAACAGUAGUAUUUUUAGAAUGGCAGCUAUAAACUUAACUCCUGGACACAAGUAUAUACUGUGCACUGAAAACAGUCUAUAUAUGCAGCCCCCAUGCACGUGGGGCCGGAGCAGCUGGGGCACAGUCAUCCUGACAGAGUGUCAGCUGGGUGAAGAGGCAUUGGGGUGACCGUGGGGACCAGUGUGCUUGGGAGAUUCAGGUGUGACUGCCACUUCCCCUCACAUGCUUCUCUAAGAUGAAUCAGUAAGGUAUGGCUAUGGCCGGGGUAUUUAUCCUGUCAGGGCCAAGGCCUGGAAAUGGAGUUACUUCUCUGGAAACAGGCCACUUAUAUGCAGAACCUCCUUAAACUGUCUGACCUUCAUACAGGACAGUUCCAUGUGGUCCGACUGCACAUGGCUCAUGACUGGUACUUUUGUUGCUUGCUGUUUCAAACUUGGGUUAAGUGAUGACACAUAUUUUGAUGUAGUAAGCAGAAGCAGCCAGAAGUAAUCCACCUGUCCUCUGGUAGUGCCAUGUUUUCCAACAUUUGACAUCCUUUUGAGGAGGGGAAAAACUGAAGAUGGCACUGAGGGACACCUGUGACAUCCAGAUCCAUAUAUAUAUAUAUAUAUAUAUAUAUAUAUAUAUAUAUAUAUACAUACAUACAUACCAGCACAUGCCUUCAGGGCACGUGUGCUUGGCUGAGACUGGGUAAGAUGAGAGGCCCACUCCUGGCUUAUUUGGGAAAUGGUCUUCCCCUGCACACACACCCGGAGCUUGUGUUCUGAGAGCCCUUGAAAGCCGCCAACCAGAUGCCCUUACAUGAGACUUUCAGUGAGCUGUCUUAAGGCUUUUUGCCUGACCUUGGUGGUAGCUGCCAUCUAAGAUGGCACAGAGGGAUGUGCAGGCCAGAUCUCCCUCGUGCACCAGACUGAUGACUUUUUGGUUUAUUCCCAAGCUUCUAGGCUUCGCUUUUACCGAUACCUCAAAUCUGAAGCCCUUGCAUUUGAGCUGCCUGGCUGGUGUGUAUGCAGCCCGGCUUCCAGUCUUCCAUGAUCCCUAUCCCCUAUCCCCACCCCAGACUGAAUUUACUGCCGGGGGCGGGGGCACCUGUAGGGAGGCGGGAACUGGCAUUCCUUCAAUCAGGACCAUGGUGAGCCAGUCAGAUGUUCAACCCAGGCGUGGCCCUGGGCAACAGAGCUCUCUGUGGGAUAUUGAGGUCAGGAUGUUAAGCAUGAGGCUACCUAAUGGUGUCUUUGAUGCCAUAGUCAUCUUUGAGGGGACCUUGCCUGAUGGCUGUUGGUGCUAAGAAUCCUAAGUUACUGGCUCUUGGAGUAUCCACGUGGAGUCACUUAACUCAGGUUAUGUUGUGACAGUGUUAACCCCAAGGGCAUCUGCCACUCCCAGAGCUUGUAAAGGCUCAGGCACUCCUGCCCUUCACCCUUUGUCUGCACUCAUCAGUGGAGCAUUAAAGCCCUAAUCUGGACAAAGACAGUUUCCUGUCCUGCUGGGCCCUGGGCAUCGUUUCUGGGUUUCAGAAGACUUGAUGUGGUCCUGCAGUGUAACUAGGAACCAUCUGGAGAUGUGACUUAUUGUGCUUCCUGUCAUACUGAGUUCAGAGCUACAGGUGUGCUUUGCUGACAAGUUAGGUCGUUACAGACCAGAAACCAUGUUGUGAUUUCUUUUUAUCUUAGAAAACAUUUCUAUUUACAAUAAAUAGUUACUAUGUAAAUAAUGUACAUAUGUAUUAAUUUCUUCAGUGUUAUACAAUGUACAUAAUCCUACAACCUGCAUGAAGAAAUAUCCUAUUAAUGUUGAUAUCAGAAUUUCUGGCUAUUUUAUUGCAAAGCAAACAGCUAGUAAAAUGGAGGGCCUUACAGCUGUUAGAACUAUUGCAAAUACUGUGUUCCCUAAAUAAAAACAUACUGCUAAAACCAAAA